UAUAGAUUAUCAGAAUAGCUCUUUUUAGCUUAUUCCAAGAAGUUCUAUGGUAAAAUUUAUAGAAUAAGCACUCGUAUAAAAAAAACUUAUUGAAUAAGUGCUUAAUUGAGCUGUAUUUCCAAAUGCACCCUUAUUGGGUUUGUAUUUUUUUACUAGUAAUUCAUUUACCUCUUGCUAGAGUAAAGAAUGGGUGACAAGAAGAAGAAGGCUCAGAUGUUUGUCAAACUAGUUUCUGCAGCUGGGACUGGAUUCUUCUAUGUUAAGAGGAAACCAAGGCAAUUUACAGAGAAGCUUGAGUUUCGAAAAUAUGAUCCUAGAGUUAAUCGCCAUGUUCUGUUUACAGAGGCCAAAAUGAAGUGA
Messenger RNA from Abrus precatorius (Indian licorice), 360 nucleotides. Its product is annotated as 50S ribosomal protein L33-like. The record is from RefSeq and is a predicted model, not a curated record. Gene Ontology annotation, cellular component: large ribosomal subunit; ribosome. The transcript has a single exon. Lineage: Eukaryota; Viridiplantae; Streptophyta; Magnoliopsida; Fabales; Fabaceae. Gene Ontology annotation, biological process: translation. Gene Ontology annotation, molecular function: structural constituent of ribosome. Bases 187 to 360 code for a protein of 57 amino acids.